GUUUUUUUCAUAAAUCUUUCAAGAGAAAUUUCUUUUUUCUUUUAAAGUUUGUUGUUUGUGCUCUCCACACUGGGCACAUUGCCAUUAUUCCGCGGCCAUGGUUGUAUAAAGUUUGUGGAAUAUGGAAAUGCCGAUGGACUUCCUCCUUCGAAAAAACUAAAAACUACAGUAUAUUUAAUCCAAACUGGAGAGAGUAUGAAAUUACAAAAAUUUAUGCUAAGACAGAUGCCUUUAACAAAGCAGAAAAUAUUCAAGCAGACCAAUCUGGCAAGUCUGAUGGAUCAGCGGUAACACUGACUGAUGUUGAAAAUUCUAUAACUUCAGCUACAAUACCGCUUGGUGCUACACCUUACAAAAAAAGAUUAAGAACGCUGCCAAAUAUAGAUAAUAGCUCUGAAGAAUUUGGAAAGAAAAUAAUGAAAAUUAGAACAAGAAACAGUUCUCCUGUCUAUAAAGAUUAUAGUGAAAGUGAUGACAGCGAACAAUCAGAUUGCAGCAAGAAUUCACAACAAAUAAAAUUGAAAUCACUUCCUAACUUUCCACUGCUUUUAAAAGAAAACCAACCUACAGCAAGCCUAAUGACAAUGAAAGAUAAAGAAUCCCUUCAAUCUGUAAACGCAAAUGAAGUUAAAGUUUCAAGUACUAUUAUGCAACCAAGACAUGAAGCACGCAGUUUGGAAUUGACCAACUUUGAGUUGUCAGACAUUUCAGAACAAGAUGACUUAAAUUUAAAGGACUCUUCUGUGAAUGAUGACGAUUCACUGCAGUCACUGUUAAAGAAAUUACAUGUUAUUACUCUAAAGUCAUAUCAAAGCAUUAAAGAAUUAACUUUGAGAGUUUGUAGAAUAGAAGAUGAUUUGUGCAAGAUGAAAUUGUCGCUAGUAGGAAAUAUAGCGGAGGACAAUCAAGACCAAAUGUUUGUAAUGGAGCAAUACAAGACUAGUGAUACUUUUCAAAAUUUUUGUAAAAUGCUAGAAGAGGAUUCUGUGUUUCGAAAGUUAGUGAUAAAGUUCAUGAUUAUUAACUAUGGUCAAAAAUCAAUUUGGCCUUGUGUUAGAUCAAUAUUAAGAGCAUCUUUAUCAGAUAAUCUAAUGACUUUGUUUAAUUGUACAGGCUCAAGGGGCCAAAGUGAAAAAGUUGAGGCUUUUGAUAACAUAAAGAAAAUACCAUCUGUAAGCAAACUUUUGUAUCCCCAUUCCUAUGAACAAAGUUAUGUAAGCUCUAGUGUUUUAUCAGGAAGUGAUUUGUUACCGUCAAAGGAAGAGUUUCAUAAUGUUCAAGGUUUUGGCUGUUUUGAUAUAGAUGACUCUAUUGCAUGGAAAUCAAUAAAUGCAGUAGAAAAGGCCGCAGACCUUUUUACUGAUAACUUAAGCAAUAACGAUGAAAGUAAUGACCUGACGUUUAAAGAAGAUCUAGCCCAAUGGGCUGUGCAAUGUUCGGUGCCUCUAGCAACAUUAACAUCAUUAUUAAAAGUUUUGCAUAAUCACUUUAGUGUAGAUCUGCCAACACAAGCUACAACGCUAUUAAAAACGCCUUGCAAAACUAACUUUUGUCUUUCAGGUGGUGAUUAUACCUACUUUGGAAUAAAAGAUGGUAUUUUGAGAACUAUUUUUAAAAAAGAUCUAGAUUUUGUUGAGUUAAUAUUCAACAUUGAUGGCCUCUCUAUCCAUAAAAGUACAAAUGCUUGCCUCUGGCCAAUUCAAUGUCGUGUUGAUAAUGUGCGUGAAAACAGUCCAUUUGUUGUGGCGUUGUUUUGCGGUGUACAGAAGCCAACUAGUUUGGAAUUCUUGGAAGAGUUUACUUUAUAG
Molecule: messenger RNA, 1808 nt
Organism: Hydra vulgaris (swiftwater hydra)
Lineage: Eukaryota; Metazoa; Cnidaria; Hydrozoa; Anthoathecata; Hydridae
Source: RefSeq, a predicted model, not a curated record